GCAAAUAAUGGUGGCGAUUUACGUCCUAUAAAAAUUGUGAACGGAUCGCUUCCUUGCAUUUUCCUGACUAAAACGCAUCUAUAAAAUUUGAGAGGUAAAAUCUGAAUUUUAAUAAGAGAGAAAACAAAAGUUAUUAUUUUCUAAAUUGACUUCAAAAUGGUUUUCUCAGCAGAAAUUGUUAUCGAAUCGGACCAUGGCAAACAAAUUGGACUUGCAGCUCGUGGUAAAACACAUCGCAAAUGGUACACUCGCCGAAAAUUUGUGCAGAGUAUGUUUAUCGCCUUUACGAGAUCCCUAUGAAAAUAUAUUUUCUAAAAUCUGCACUGAGAAUGAAGAAUACUGUAUAGCUAAUAUUUUAAAAGAGUUGUAUGAUAUGCAGUUUUCAGAUGAUGAGCACUUUAAUAUUUGUUCAGACUGCCUCGCAUUUACAUUGAAUGCAUAUAAAUUUUAUUUAAAAGCAAAGCACAAUGAGCUGCUCCUCCACUUGUAUACAGACAAUUUGAUAUACCAUCUUGAUGCUAUUGACAUACCCGCAAAUAUUAGUAACGAAUCUAUAUUUAUAUCGCUACCAAUCCUAACUCCAGAUAUUCCUUCUAUUGAAUUUGACCCAAGUAAAAAAUUUUCUGUCAAAAAAUUUGCUCAGGAAGAUAAAAAGAAAGUAAAUAUGAAAAAAGAACAAAAUAUGGAAAAACCACCAAUCAUAGACAUAAAGAAAACAGAAACAAAUUUUAUUAAACCACAAGUAAAAAUUGAACAAGAAGAUGAUGAUGAUCUGAUUAUAAUAAUGAAUGAAAAAGGUCUGCCAACAUUUUAUAAAAUGCAAACCGACGGACAGUUAGUGGAAGUAGAAUACGAUGACAGGUGUCGGAAGGCUUACAAAGUUAUAACAGAACAAAUGCCUAAAAAAAGAGUUCACAAGAAAAAAAGAGGGCCAAUGACAUGGAAAAAGUGUAGUAAAUGCCCCAUAGAAUACAGAUUUGUGGCAAAGUUAAAGGAGCACAUGUGGCUUGAACAUGAGACAUUGCUAUAUUCAUGUAAAAUCUGUGAAGCUCUUGCGGAAGAUGAAGAUGAAUAUCAAUUUCAUAUGAAAACUCACACAAAUGAAUAUCAGUGUGAUUUAUGUGAGAUUGUGUUCAAAAAACGUGAAACAAUAAUAGCACACUUGGAGCUACAUGAGAAGUCUGAUGAAAGUAAACAAAAUAAGAAUAACUAUGUAUGUAAAAUUUGUGGUAAAAUAAUGAAAGAUGCUGAAAGUUUAAACAUUCACACUGCAGAACACAAUCUGAAGGAAUACACAUGCUAUUACUGUGGUCGGAUGUAUAAAAAGGAGAUUGGUUUUAAUAAGCACAUAAAGAAACAUGAGAUGUAUAUGAAUUUAAAAGAAAUGAGGCAGAAGCGUUCCGAGCAACCAGAAAAGCAAAUACCUGAGCCACAGCCACCUGAGCAGAACCAUUCAAAGGUUCUGACAUGUGAGAUAUGUGGUCGUAUUGUACUCAGUGAGCGAGCACUGAUAUGGCACAAACGACUGCACACCAAUGAACGACCUUUCACUUGCAAGACGUGCGGUCGUGGGUUCGUGUCGCUGAACCGAUGCAAGCAGCACGCGCUGUGCGCUCAUACUGCACCCACGCGCCGCUGCCCGCUGUGCCCCGCGCUGUUUCAUAUGCGGUCUAUGGUCAACUCGCACAUCAAGAAGGUGCAUUUGAAGACGCACAAACGCCGCAAUCGCGCCGUAAGGCAGCAAGAAGUGUGCUGGCAUACAGAAACCGUGCCCAUACAAGAGCUCAGCGUCGCCAUACAAGGCGACAUCCUAGAGCUACAGGCAGCCAAAACCAUGUCUGACAAUGAGAUGUAUGCUGACUGAGCAGACUUCAAACUUAUUAAAUUGUGUACUUUUUACUGAAACUGUUUUAGUUUAUUUUACUAUUGUUGACUUGCUGAAUGAAAUCAUGAAUAAAAC
Messenger RNA from Chilo suppressalis (striped riceborer), 1960 nucleotides. The record is from the annotation of a GenBank genome assembly. NCBI's taxonomy places the organism in Eukaryota, Metazoa, Arthropoda, Insecta, Lepidoptera, Crambidae.